Molecule: messenger RNA, 1098 nt
Organism: Rotaria sp. Silwood1
Lineage: Eukaryota; Metazoa; Rotifera; Eurotatoria; Philodinida; Philodinidae
Source: the annotation of a GenBank genome assembly
AUGUCAUUAUGUAUGAAAGAAUGGACGAAAAAGUAUGGUCGAAUAUUUGGCUAUUUUGAAGGACAUACACCGAUUCUUGUCGUCUCCGAUCCGAAUAUUUUACAAGAUAUGUUUAUUACAUCAUUUUCAAACUUUAAUUCACAUCGUGAAUAUGUAUUCGAUAACCCACAUGAGAAAGAAGGUCAUCUAUUUACUGCUCAAGGUCUUCGUUGGAAACGACAACGAUUUGUUAUUAAUCCAACAUUUUCAUCCGCCAAACUCAAACAAAUGUCCCCAUUAAUUAAUCAUAGUAUCGACGCAUUAAUGAAAAAAUUAACUGAACAAUAUCAACUUGGCGAACCAUUCGAUAUUUAUGCAUUUUUGAAACGUUUUACUAUGGAUACUAUAUGGUCAUGUGCAUUUGGUCUUGAUACAGACAUGCAAAACAACCCGAAUGAUCCAUAUCUUAUUCAAUCACAACGUGUAUUCAGCGCAGAAUAUUCUUUUAUGAUUGCCGGCUAUGAAACAACAAGUACUGCACUAGCUUAUGCUACUUAUGUUCUUGCAACUAAUCCAAAUGAACAACUCAAAUUACAAGAACAUAUCGAUUCUCAUUUCAAUCCGGAUACAGACAAUGAUGUACCCAGCUAUGAAACAAUCUCGAAAAUGGAAUAUUUAGAUAUGUUCAUUCGAGAGGUUCUUCGUAUGUAUCCGAUUGUACCAAUCGCCAUCAAUCGACAAAGUACAGAAGAUUUUCAUAUCAGUCAUAUCGGUACAAUUCCUGCUGGAAUAAUUGUCACUGUUGAUAUUUAUAGUGUACAUUUUGAUCCUGAUCUAUGGGGUCCAGUUGAUCCGAAUGUAUUUUAUCCAGAACGAUUUGCUACAAAAAGGCAUCCACUCGCAUGGAUUCCAUUUGGUAUCGGACCACGAAAUUGUGUUGGCAUGCGUUUUGCAAUGAUGGAAAUGAAAUUAGUUCUUAUUCGCUUGCUAAAAACUUAUUCAAUCAUUGAUUGUGGUAAACAAACACGGGAAUCAACUGAACAACUGGAUGAAAUUGUUGUUAUUUCACCGAAAAAUGUCAUAAUCCGCUUGCAAAGUCGAGACAAACAUACAACGUGA